AGCCGGGCAGGAAAAGAGCUUCUCUCUCUCUCUUUCUCUCCCUCCCUGUUGCACGCUGUCAGCUCAGCCCCCGCCUGCAAGCGCUGGGCGCCUGCGCAGAGGGGAGCUGCCAAGCCCCUCUUCCCUGCCUUUCCCCCCUGUCCUCCAUGGAGCAUCCCGGUGUUGAGAGCCUUGGCGGCGGCGGCGGCGGCCAGAGAAAGAGUGGCAGCAGCAGCCAGGAAGGCGACGAGCCCGAGUCUCCCGGCGACACUGCACCCGAGGAAGAGGAGGAGGAGGACGACGAAGAAGAAGAGGACGACGACGAAGAGGAGGAGGAGGAAGGAGGAGGAGCGGAGACAGGAGCAGCGGGGGCUGCAGUUUACGCGAUGAUGGAAGAUUGUUUAUUGAAGAAAAUAGAAAUCAGUGUCUCGGAAGCAGAGAAGCGGACUGGACGCAAUGCCAUGAACAUGCAGGAAACUUAUACUGCUUACCUCGUGGAAACAAGGGCUGUGGAGUCUCAGGCUGAAGGACAGUGUUCCCCCCCAGAUUCUCUUUGGAGGAGAUACAGUGAAUUUGAGUUGUUGAGGAAUUAUUUGCUGGUUAACUAUCCCCAUAUUAUUGUACCACCUUUGCCAGAAAAAAGGGCAGAGUUUGUUUGGCAUAAGCUAUCAGCAGAUAAUAUGGAUCCAGAUUUUGUGGAAAGGAGGAGGAUUGGUUUGGAAAACUUUCUCCUACGUGUGGCUUCACAUCCUAUCCUUUGCCAGGAGAAAAUGUUUAAUGCAUUUUUAACCCAGGAAGGUGGAUGGAAAGAGAUGGUGAAUGAAACAGGAUUUCAACUGAAGGCAGAUUCUAGGUUAAAGGCUCUUAAUGCAACAUUCAGAGUGAAAAACCCAGAUAAGAGAUUUACAGAGCUUAAACACUACAGUGAUGAGCUGCAGUCUGUCAUAUCGCACCUUCUGAGAGUCAGAGCUAGAGUAGCAGAUCGACUGUAUGGUGUGUACAAAGUCCAUGGAAAUUAUGGGAGAGUUUUCAGUGAAUGGAGUGCAAUAGAGAAGGAGAUGGGGGAUGGGCUGCAGAGUGCCGGUCAUCACAUGGAUGUGUAUGCAGCUUCUAUUGAUGACAUAUUGGAAGAAGAAGAACAUUAUGCAGAUCAACUGAAAGAAUAUCUUUUCUAUGCAGAAGCUCUUCGGACAGUUUGCAAGAAACAUGAACUUCUGCAGUAUGAAUUAGAAAUGGCUGUUCAGGAUCUAACAUCGAAGAAGCAGCAGUGUGAGGAACUGGCAACAGGAACUGUGAGAACAUUCUCCUUGAAGGGAAUGACCAGCAAGCUAUUUGGUCAGGAAACUCCUGAACAAAGAGAAGCAAAGAUCAAGGUGUUAGAAGAACAAAUACAUGAAGGAGAAGAACAGCUCAAAGCAAAGAACGUAGAGAGCCGAGACUUUGUGAAAAGUGCCUGGACUGAUAUUGAACGCUUCAAAGAGCAAAAGAACCACGACUUGAAAGAGGCUCUGAUAAGCUACGCUGUGAUGCAAAUCAGUAUGUGCAAAAAGGGAAUCCAAGUUUGGACAAAUGCAAAAGAAAGUUUCAGCAAGAUGUGAUGUAUGGAUCUUGGUCCGUCUUGGCAACGUGCCAGAAAAAAGAAGCACAAGUGCAUGGACUUGGAGACUAAAUUGCUAUCGUUAUUAAAUUGCGGAAUCAGUGUAGUUGUGUAAGUAGGGCACAAAGCAUUGGUCUCUGUUCCUUGAUGGCCACAUUGUGGCUUGUUUUGCAUGCAGUAGCAAUCUGAACAUUGCAGAGCUCUCUUGAGGUAAGGCUAUAGGGAGGAUCCAAAUUGACUACAACAGAUUACACACAACUAAACUGUUCACCGUACUAGGCAUUCUGAACCACCAAUCUUUGCACUAUGUAAAUCUUUUUUGGACGCCCCUUCUUAACACUUUGCUGUUUCACAUUUGUAAUGUUAGAAUACAUACUAACAUGGUGUUUUUUUUCUUGUAUUUUUUUUACCCAAAGCUUAAUGGCACAGAAUUUUGUUUUUCAGUUUCAACCCAUAUCCAUAACACAUCACAUGUGUUGUAUAUUUCUGAAGAAAUGUUGUUUUUCCAAAGGUUAAUUUAAUCUUUGUAUCAAAUUUUUGAAUGCUUUUUAUACCCACUACAAUAGGGGUGUUCUGUACAGUACUUUCAAUGUGAUGUUUCUGUGCUAGAACUUUAAAAACGAUAGGAAUCCACUAUAGAAUAUUUUUACUUGCCAGCACACAAAACUACACCAUUUGUAAGUAGAUAGUACAGUUACUGAACCUGACCUCAGAAAAAAAUGCUUAACACCAGCUUUAAAUUUACUCAGCAGCAUCCAUUAAGUUGAAAGAAUUUGGUUCUGUGUUAACUUCUUUUGUAAGGUGAUUAUGUUCAAUAUACAAUGGCUCUCCUUUAGAAUACUAAAAGUGGUGGCUUCCAGAAAAAUUCUAUUAAUUUGAAUUGGUUUUGCUUUGCACUUGUAGCAACAUCAAUGUGAAUGGCAUUUACAUGUCUUUGAAUUAAGUUUGUUUACUGCUCUUGUCUAUAUUACUUGAAAGGGAAAUGACUAGAAUGAGCCAUUUGGUAUCCUCUGUUACCGUUUAUUCAAGAGCAAGGUCUCUCUUGUUGGCUCUGCUAAAUCUUAAAAUUCAAGACACUAAUUCUCAGCGCACAUUGGCCUCUUCUGUGUAGUGCUAUUUAAAAUGUCACUUGAGUUAAUGUGGAAUCAAACCAGACCUAAUGGCAGCAAAGCUGCUUUGAGAUUAAUAUACUCAUUUGUCAGGUGCACAUUUAAUUAUUCCAGACAACAGCUUAUUAGUUACAUACACAGAUUAAGAGAUUCUUAAUGAGUUUGUUUCCCAAAAUAAGAUAAUCUUUGCUGCUGCAAUUAUAGAACCAGGUUUGUUGAAGGAAACAUUUGCAGCUAAAUUGAUGCAACUUUUUUAAAAGGUUAAUGACUAAUUUAAUAAUCACUCCAUCUCUUUUGUUAAAAAUAGAUAAUUUAGUCUGCUUAAGAGAUGUGUCUAUGCCAGAGCAUUCCAUUUCAAAGAACUGUAGAAUAUGGGUCCUAAACAAUAUAAUAAAAACUUGUACAUUCCAAAAACAAUAAGCAGCUACAAACUUAGAUUUUUCUAGUAAACUUCCUAAAGUAGCCGUGCCUUAAUUUAAUACCACUAGGCACUUGAAGUCAAUAUUUUCCAUGCACUUGAUCUUCCUGGUGCCUUCCCCUUACCCCUUAUUUCAUAUGCUUUAUAACUUAAAUGUAUUAGUAUGCCUUUUUCUUGCUAAAUGUAUUAAAUUUGAGAAGGGAUCAAAAGGUUCUUGUAUGCUUUGUGCCAAAUAUGCUAAAUAAAACUACACUUGAUUAUU
Messenger RNA from Hemicordylus capensis (graceful crag lizard), 3365 nucleotides. RefSeq names its product sorting nexin 4 (gene SNX4). The record is from RefSeq and is a predicted model, not a curated record. The transcript has 14 exons. Lineage: Eukaryota; Metazoa; Chordata; Lepidosauria; Squamata; Cordylidae. Gene Ontology annotation, molecular function: phosphatidylinositol binding. Bases 147 to 1577 code for a protein of 476 amino acids. Gene Ontology annotation, biological process: protein transport.